AUGGCUGCUCCAGUGCCUCCAGGAGCUCAAAGACCUAACAAUCCUCAAAACUCAGCUCCUCCACCAAAUUAUAUCCCUGGUUCACAAGGAAACCCCCAGCAUUCGUUAGCUGCUAAUAUGCAAAACUUGAACAUUCACCGGCCGGCUCCUCCGAUGCCCGGUUCAGGUCCUAGACCACCUCCACCUUUUGGUCAGUCACCACAGCCUUAUCCUCAAUCAGCACCUUCCUACGGUGUCCAACAGCAACAACCUAGACCUUCUCCAAUGGCUAGACCUGGACCUCCUCCUCCUGCUGCAAUGACUAGACCUGGUGGACCACCUCCUCAGGGAUCGCAACCUGGCGGCUUUCCACCAAAUUUUCCAGUAGGAAGACCAGCGGCUCCACCUUCUAGUCAGCCACCGUUUGGCUCUAGACCAUCGUCUGGGCCAAUGCCUGGAGGUGGGCCAUUUCCGCAGCCUGGUGGUUUCCCACCUUCAGGUCCACCAGGUGGUGCUCCUCCUUCAGGAGCUCGCCCAAAUGGUUAUGGUUCGCCUCCACCUAUGGGACCUGGCAUGUCUAUGCCUCCUCCUGGCAUGAACAUGCCUCUUCCUGGCAUGACCAUGCCUCCUUCUGGCAUGCCUGGCGGUCCGCUGACUAAUGGGCCUCCGAUGAUGGGUCCAGGGGGAUUUCCCAGGGGACCCCAGUCUAUGAUGGGUCCACCGCCACCUUAUGGACAGCCUCCCAAUGCAGGUCCUGGAGGUUCUCCUUUAGCUUCGGCUCCUGCUCCGCCAACAAAUUUUCCUGGUGCUCCUUUUAGCAGACCAGCCACCACAGGAAACUAUCUUUAUGGACCACCACCACAGCAGAUACCUUCUGCUCCCGGCACCCCUGGUUCGAUGUAUAACAUGGGUCCUGUGCCGAAUCAGUCGAUGACCACUGUUUCUAGCCCUUCGAAGAUUGAUCUUAAUCAGAUCCCAAGGCCAGGUUCAAGCUCCAGUCCAAUCGUCUAUGAAACUCGAGUGGAGAAUCAGGCUAACCCUCCACCACCUACUACUGUUGAUUAUAUUGCUAGAGACACUGGAAAUUGCAGCCCACGUUACAUGCGAUGCACAAUCAGUCAGAUCCCAUGUACUGUCGAUCUUCUUUCUACAUCUGGUAUGCAACUGGCGUUAAUUGUCCAACCGAUGGCGCUUUCUCAUCCUUCUGAAGAGCCUAUCCAAGUUGUGGACUUUGGUGAGAGUGGCCCUGUUAGAUGUUCACGUUGUAAGGGAUACAUGAAUCCUUUCAUGAAGUUCAUUGAUCACGGAAAGAAGUUCACUUGUAACUUGUGUGGAUACACUGAUGAAACUCCCCGUGACUACCUCUGUAAUCUGGGUCCAGAUGGUAGACGUAGGGAUGCUGAUGAAAGGCCUGAGCUGUGUAGGGGAACUGUUGACUUUGCUGCUACAAAAGAAUAUAUGGUGCGAGAUCCAAUGCCAGCAGUGUAUUUCUUCCUCGUCGAUGUCUCAAUGAAUGCGGUUCAAACAGGUGCAACUGCAGCUGCUUGCAGUGCAAUCCUGCAAGUCCUCUCAGACCUUCCUGAAGGUCCUAGGACAUUUGUUGGAAUUGCCACAUUUGACUCAACAAUACACUUUUAUAAUUUGAAGCGUGCACUUCAGCAGCCGUUGAUGCUCAUUGUUCCUGAUGUUCAAGAUGUUUAUACACCUUUAGAAACAGAUGUCAUUGUUCAGUUAUCUGAGUGCCGUCAACAUCUAGAGAUUUUGCUGGAAAGUAUCCCAACAAUGUUUCAGGAAAGUAAGAGUCCUGAAUCUGCUUUUGGUGCAGCAGUUAAGGCUGCAUUCUUAGCGAUGAAGAGCACUGGAGGAAAGCUCAUGGUGUUUCAAUCAGUUUUGCCUUCUGUUGGCAUUGGAGCACUUUCUUCUAGAGAGGCCGAUGGGAGAGCUAAUGCCUCUGCGGGUGAAAAGGAGGCCCAUAAAUUACUACAACCCGCAGACAAAACUCUAAGGACCAUGGCUAUUGAAUUUGCAGAAUACCAGGUCUGUGUAGAUUUAUUUAUCACAACUCAGGCCUAUGUUGACAUGGCUUCAAUUUCCGACAUCCCAAGAACUACUGGAGGACAGGUUUAUUGCUACUACCCUUUCUCAGCUCUUUCAGAUCCUCCCAAGCUUUACAACGAUCUUAGAUGGAAUAUCACUAGACCCCAGGGUUUUGAGGCUGUCAUGCGAGUCAGAUGCAGUCAGGGUAUUCAAGUGCACGAUUACUCGGGGAACUUCUGUAAACGCAUACCAACUGACAUCGAUUUACCUGCGAUUGACUGUGACAAAGCUGUUAUGGUGACAUUAAAGCAUGAUGACAAACUACAAGAUGGAGCUGAAUGUGGUUUUCAGUGUGCCCUUCUGUAUACAACCAUAUUUGGAGAAAGAAGAAUUAGGGUUAUUAACUUAUCACUCCCUUGUACAAACAUGCUCAGUAACUUGUUCCGCUCAGCUGACCUAGAUACCCAAUUUGCCUGUAUGCUGAAACACGUGGCUAAUGAGAUCCCUUCCAAGGCACUUCAAUUGGUAAAGGAGCAAGCAGUUAAUAAUUGCGUCAGCACACUCUAUUCCUACCGUAAAUUCUGCGCUGCAGUUACAUCAUCUGGACAACUUAUUCUUCCUGAAGCACUCAAGCUUUUGCCACUCUAUGCUCUCGCCUUGACCAAAGGUGUUGGGUUACGGACGGACGGGAGAAUCGAUGACCGAUCGUUCUGGAUAAACCAUGUGUCUUCAUUGUCUACUCCUUUGGCAAUUCCACUAGUUUAUCCAAGGAUGAUUGCUGUUCAUGACCUUGAUGAAAAGGACAAUGAAGAAACGGUGGUUCCUUCCCCAAUCCCAUUGGCAAGUGAACACCUUAAGGACGAGGGAGUCUAUUUUCUUGAGAACGGUGACGACGCAUUGAUAUAUGUUGGGGACUCGGUAAAUCCAGAUAUCCUACAGAAGCUCUUCAAUGUUCCUUCAGCUGCUGACAUUCCAAGCCAGUAUGUGCUGCAGAAGUAUGAGAAUCAGCUAUCGGAGAAGUUUAAUGACGUGGUGAAUGAAAUAAGGAGGCAAAGAAGCUCUUACUUACGCAUUAACUUGUGCAAGAAAGGAGAUCAAACAGGAAUGUUGUUCUUAUCGUAUAUGGUAGAGGACAGGACAAUGGGUGGGCCAUCGUACGUGGAGUUUCUUGUUCAAGUUCAUCGUCAAAUCCAACACAAACUUAACUGA
Microthlaspi erraticum is the source of this 3225-nucleotide messenger RNA. Lineage: Eukaryota; Viridiplantae; Streptophyta; Magnoliopsida; Brassicales; Brassicaceae. The record is from the annotation of a GenBank genome assembly.